AUGAAGUAUUACUCUUAUACGCUCGUCUUCCUCUUGUUUUGGUCAGAUACUUAUCGAAUUGCAUCUACAGGAUGUGGUGGUGACGUGGAGGUGUUCCAUCCGAUGGAGCUGGAACGUUCACAAAACACCGGACUACCUAUCAGGGGUACUGUGGCCACCGUAUUCGGCGGCAAAGAUACGGUAAUCGGUAUCAAAGCGGUCGAAGGAGGAGAUCAUUUCCUCGUUCACGGUGAACAGUACUGUUGCCUGCUCCAUCAGUCGUACCUCGUUGAGGGUGGAGUGGUGCCGGAACAUCGGGUGCUCCGGCUACCGUCACCUAUUCGAUCGCUCAACGUGGAACGACACGGAAAGAAUGACCUCCUUCUCUCAUUUCUUCUCGAAAGUGGUAUAUCCCACUACAGUCUCAGCACUAACAUGGAGGACACGUCCUUCGAAUGCCUACAAUGCUAUCGCUGCACGCGUCCAAUUCAAUCAGGAUUACUGUGGCGAGAUGGCGGUAUACUUCACGUAGCCUAUUAUGACGGUUUUAUCCGCGUCGGUAUCAUUGUCGAGGAGUACGACGAUAUGCUACUUGUACAGCGUUUGUCGGUCUCCAAAAAUAAUGUGAAUACGUUGUUGGACGUGAUUUUCACAGAAAUCAAACGUCUUUCCGAGUAUGAGGAAGCCGAAAGGGAGAAACGAGUGAGUAUGCUGGAAAAGAUGAAGGCUCUCAAAGCCAAGAUACUCGAUUCACCAGCAGCCAGUGUAACGCAAAAUGGGGAAAAAGAAGAGGAUAACGAUGAGAUCUAUGCUGCUCAUGUUGAAUUUUGUUCGUUGAAAGUCGAAUUCCGCAAUCACUCAGUACGAGCUGACCGUGUGUCUCAACGUCUUAUUGCUCUACGGAAACUGCUGGUCCUUUCACAGAAAGCCAUAGAAGCUCAUAAUGCCAUGACGAAUUCCAUAUCUCUGAUCCAAUCGGAACUGGACGAGUUAACACGCUUCUCUCAAUUACAUGAUCAGUGUUUACAAAGUGGUGAUUUCAAUUUGAUCGAGAAAAGUCGAGCAGUUUUUGAAGAGCGAAAAUAUACGGUACAGGAAUUGAUGCGUAAAGCAAAAGCUGGCGAUAUGAAGACACUGAUCUCUGAAUGGGAAAAGAAGAACCCAUUUCAGGUGUCGAACAUCAUUGAAUCGAUGAACGGUAGUUGUGAUUCUGCUAAAGACAUGCGACUCAUUUUAUCACAACAUAUUUUCGAGCAUCGAGCUGAAAAGAAUGAUCACUUCACUCAUUUCCUUCUCGACGAUACUCAACGGGAACCGACGCUUUAUUGCCUUUCUGGUCUCACCACGUUGGCAGUAUAUCCACGAAAAGGAAAACGGUGUGUCCAAAUUGUUACAGUUGAAGUGCCGAAGGUAGCCUCAAUCUCCUUGGAUUCGUCUUAUGAAACUCGUCUUACUGCUGCUUGUCUAAUGCGUGGUGUUGAAGGUGUCUAUGUCACCGAUGACAAGGAAGUCUUUCCUAUCUAUUUUUAUCGGGAAAAGCGAUUCUUCGAUGCUGGAAAUCCUAUUUCCUUGCCUUCGUUUGAUCACUUGACUUCUAUUCUCAUGGAGCACGAUGGAAUGGAUCUUGAGGAUCACUACUUUGAAUACCUUGUUUCCUUGUUUCUUUUACCAGUACUGUCUUCUUCCGUUUUCAGCAGUCUCAUGGCUCAUCCUUUCUCUCACGGUCCCAUAAAUGAUUUGAAGAUUCUUUCAACAGAGGAUACCUACCUAGCCUUACAUUGUUCUGACACUGAAGUCGUGAUAUCUGAGCGAGAUCAUGAUCGUUGGCAUCGUGUCACCUACCACUCAGGGGGUGCUAUUUGCCUUGCCAGUACGCCAUUUUCACUCGAUCAUCGUGGUGCAUUUGCCGUUACUGGUAGUAAGACUUAUGUACGCAUCAAAGCCUUACAUUAUACUGAGGACAAUCUGGUUGGACUGCAUGAUUUGGGGCAAUCACGGGUGACCGACGAAAGUGGCAAAGAUGUUGAGGUACUGAACGUAAGCCUUGAUCCAACUAUGGAAUGUCGGCCACUUCCCUGCAAAUUACGAUACUCCGUUGGGUAUGCCGAUAAAGCGAUCAGGACCUAUGUUGCCCUCCUAACUGGACAGCACGAAUUCACUGUGUCAGAAAAGUUCAUUGCUCAAAUUGAACCUCUUCAUUGUGUUUCAUUGAUGAUCUGUUUCCACGGACGUCCGAUGGGAUGCUAUGCGGCCAGUGGAAAGACGUUACAAGUCUGGAACGAUCUGGAUCGCCAUCAACAGAAGAAAAUGAAAAGUGAACGGAUGGAGUUGAAAAAGGUAUCAUCACAAACACCUCUCCACAGAUUGAAUUUUCGUUUCGGGCUCUCAUUUCUUUAA
Molecule: messenger RNA, 2376 nt
Organism: Haemonchus placei
Lineage: Eukaryota; Metazoa; Nematoda; Chromadorea; Rhabditida; Trichostrongylidae
Source: the annotation of a GenBank genome assembly